Podospora anserina S mat+ is the source of this 1182-nucleotide messenger RNA. RefSeq lists its product as uncharacterized. Gene Ontology annotation, biological process: biosynthetic process; L-aspartate catabolic process. NCBI's taxonomy places the organism in Eukaryota, Fungi, Ascomycota, Sordariomycetes, Sordariales, Podosporaceae. Gene Ontology annotation, cellular component: mitochondrion. The transcript is spliced from 3 exons. Gene Ontology annotation, molecular function: pyridoxal phosphate binding; L-aspartate:2-oxoglutarate transaminase activity. The coding region runs from base 1 to 1182 and encodes 393 amino acids. The record is from RefSeq and is a predicted model, not a curated record.
AUGUCCCUCAAGGUCCCCCAGUAUGUUUUUGGUAUCACGGAAGCUUUCAAGGCCGACACUUUCGACAAGAAGAUCAACCUCGGUGUCGGCGCCUACCGCGAUGACGCUGGAAAGCCCUAUGUCCUGCCCUCUGUCCGUCAGGCUGAGGAGAAGGUGAUUGCCUCGCGCCUCAACAAGGAGUACGCUGGCAUCACCGGUGUCCCCGAGUUCACCAAGGCUGCUGCCGUUCUCGCCUAUGGCAAGGACUCCCCGGCCCUCGACCGUGUCGCCAUCACCCAGUCCAUCUCCGGUACUGGCGCCCUCCGCAUUGGCGGCGCUUUCCUCGCCAGGUUCUUCCCCGGCGCAAAGACCAUCUACAUUCCCCAGCCCUCAUGGGCCAACCACGCCGCCGUCUUCAAGGAUUCCGGCCUCGCCGUGGAGAAGUACGCCUACUACAACAAGGAGACCAUCGGCCUCGACUUCGAGGGCAUGAUCGCCGACAUCAACAAGGCCCCCAACGGCUCCAUCUUCCUCUUCCACGCCUGCGCCCACAACCCCACCGGUGUCGACCCUACUCCCGAGCAGUGGAAGGAGAUCGAGGCGGCCGUCAAGGCCAAGGGUCACUACUCCUUCUUCGACAUGGCCUACCAGGGCUUUGCCUCGGGUGACAUCCACAAGGAUGCCUUUGCCGUCCGCCACUUUGUCGCCCAGGGUCACAACGUUGCUCUCUCCCAGUCGUUCGCCAAGAACAUGGGUCUCUACGGCGAGCGCAUCGGUGCCUUCUCCAUCGUCUGCGAGAACGCCGAGGAGAAGAAGCGCGUCGACUCCCAGAUCAAGAUCCUCGUCCGCCCCAUGUACUCCAACCCCCCCAUCCACGGUGCCCGCAUCGCCGCCGAGAUCCUCAACACCCCCGCCCUCUACGACCAGUGGCUCGUCGAGGUCAAGGAGAUGGCCGAUCGCAUCAUCACCAUGCGUGCCCUCCUCAAGGAGAACCUCGAGAAGCUCGGCAGCAAGCACGACUGGAGCCACAUCACCAGCCAGAUUGGCAUGUUUGCCUACACUGGCCUGUCGCCCGAGCAGAUGGAUGCGCUGGCCAAGGAGCACAGCGUCUACGCCACCCGCGACGGCAGAAUCUCGGUUGCUGGCAUCACCACCGGCAACGUCGGGAGACUGGCCGAGGCCAUCUUCAAGGUUACCGGUUGA